AGUCAGUCGUCUGUGAUCCAGAAGGUACAGUAGGGAGCAGUCUACGGACUUCUGUUCACGUUUGACUUUUACAUUCAAGUCAAAAACAUAGCUUUAACAAUGACAACAUAGAGAUUUUGUCUAAACAAACACAGACUUCCAAAGUAAAUGAAUAGCUCAAUAAAAAAAUGUUUUUGUCUGUGCCACUUGAAAUUACCUGUGCGGCUGUGCCUCGGCAGUAAAGCGAGAAGCGACAUUUCUGUAGGGCGUGAUUUUACGCGCUUGCCUGAUGCUGUUGCGCACAGGAGGUAGUAGGCUGCACGAUGCAUUUCAUAUUCGUUGAAGUUGAGAAGGGUUCAGCACUGCGUCGGAUCUUGACUUGUCAAUAUUUGGAGUCAAUUUUGUUGCCAGAGAAAAGCUGCAAGCUACAGGAGGUGAAUCAGGGAUAAGACAACAUGAGUGACCGUUUUGACUGUGGCGAGUGCAAGGAGUCCCUGUACGGACGCAAAUACAUCCAAGUGGAGGACGUUCCCCACUGCAUCCCUUGCUAUGACCGCCUGUAUGCCAACACAUGUCAGGAGUGCAAGGAGCUCAUCGCACACAAUGCACGGGAGCUGUUCUAUGAGGACAGACAUUACCAUGAACACUGUUUCCGUUGUUUCCGCUGCGAUCGCUCCCUGGCAGACGAGCCCUUCACCAGCCAGGAGGAGGCGCUGCUGUGCAACGACUGCUACUGCAAUGAGUUCUCCUCCAAGUGUGUGGCCUGCGACAAGACCGUUAUGCCAGGCUCAAAGAAGUUGGAGUAUGAGGGCUCUGCAUGGCACGAGAACUGCUUUGUGUGCCAUGGCUGUGAGAAGCCCAUCGGUGCCCAGUCCUUCAUCCCAGACAAAGACCACUACUACUGUGUACCGUGCUACGAGGGCAGGUUCGCCCCGCGAUGCAGCCACUGCAAAAAGGCACUGGCAACAGGGGGUGUGAGCUACAAGGAUGAGACGUGGCACAAAGAGUGUUUCGUGUGCACAGGAUGUAAGAUCCCACUGGCCGGCCAGCCCUUCACCUCCCAGGGAGACACACCCUACUGUGUCAAGUGCUUCAGCAGCAUCUACGCACAGAAGUGUGCCUCCUGUAACUCGCCCAUUACAGGGUUUGGCGAGGGGAAGUAUAUUUCUUUCCAGGAUCGUCAAUGGCACCAGCCCUGCUUCAAGUGCUCCCGCUGCUCCGUCUCUCUGGUUGGGGCUGGCUUCUUCCCCGACCGUGACCAGAUCCUGUGUGGAGACUGCAAUAACGACCAAGAAGACCAAUGAGAAUCACUGUCUUCGUCCUUCAACUGCACCUGACCAAUCACAAAUGUACAGUAAUAGCUAACAAGUUUGUAACACAGUGGUGUCCACUUCCAGGUUUGUUAACAUCUACAGUACAGUACAGAGAGCAUCUAAACCUCAACAUAUUAAAGCAAACACUACAUUUUAUACUACAUCACCUUAAAUAUAUUUAUAUUUUUAAAAUUAAAUCAGCAUUGCAUGUAUUCUGUUGUUAAACUGCCUUUACAACAUAAAUCACAUUGAAAUGUAUGUUGAAAUGUAUGUUUUAAGUCAGCAAACAAGUAUGACGUAACUAAAGCUUUUCCUCUUGUAAUUUGUAAUAUAUUUUUGCACACAAAUACAUUAAAACAUUUUUUUUUCUAAGGUAUCGUACAUAUUAAUGCACCUGACCUGGGCUCUGCUGAAAUAUGGUGUUAGUGAUGCACAUGUAGUAUAAACUAAGUGCCUUAACAGCUGUAUUUUAUUGCAGCAAUAUAAAAAAUGAUCCAAAUGUUGUCAGAGCUCAGCUUGUCAAUAAUAUUUAACAUUUUUGUAUUCUUUUAUAUAAACCAAGAGUGCCUUUCUUGCCUUGUUUUUUUUAUGCUGUAUUGUAACUAUUGUGUAGUGUUACUAAUCUAAAGAAAUAAAGCGUAAUUUAUUUACUGUAAUAAUAA
Molecule: messenger RNA, 1954 nt
Organism: Oncorhynchus mykiss (rainbow trout)
Lineage: Eukaryota; Metazoa; Chordata; Actinopteri; Salmoniformes; Salmonidae
Product: four and a half LIM domains protein 3
Biological process (GO): actin cytoskeleton organization
Cellular component (GO): Z disc; stress fiber; nucleus
Molecular function (GO): actin binding; transcription coregulator activity
Source: RefSeq, a predicted model, not a curated record